UCAUCAUGAACUCAACCCCAAUCCCAAUGAUGGAAACUACUAACUUUACUAACUAUGAAAACAGCUCAAACAUGACCACGGCUCCACCGUUCUACUGCGAUGGCGGCUGCAUUUUCUAUUCAUUAGCAAAUGCGCUCAUCUUCAUCCUGGGUGUGGUUGGAAAUGGUCUGGUGAUCUGGAUCGCUGGGUUUAAGAUAAAGAAGUCCAUCAACUCUACCUGGUACCUGAGUCUGGCCCUGUCUGAUGUCCUGUUCUGCUGCACUCUGCCCGUCGGUAUUGUCCAUGUGGUUAAAAAUGACUGGAUCUUCGGACUUUUCAUGUGCAAGUUCAUUUUUUUCAACAUGUACUUUAACUGGUUCAGCAGCAUCUUCCUCCUCGUCAUCAUCAGUGUGGACCGCUGUGUGGUCGUGAUGUUUCCAGUGUGGGCGCAGAACCACCGCACCACCAGAAAGGCCUCUGUGAUCGUCUUGCUGGCCUGGAUCACCUCUGCAGUGUGUAGCUUGCCGUCAGCGAUUUACCUGGACAUUGAAUAUGAUGCUGACUAUAUGCAAACUGUCUGUUUCACUAAUUACGAGAAUGAUCAACAGCAAGUUACUGAUGUGGUGUGCAGGUUUGUUUUUGGGUUCAUGAUCCCGUUUCUGAUUAUAAUCUUCUGUUAUUUCAUCAUCAUACGAAAACUCAAAUCCAACCAGAUGGCGAAAUCCCUAAAGCCUUUCAAGAUCAUGACGGUGCUGAUCGCUGCUUUCUUAAUCUGCUGGCUGCCCUUUCACAUUGUUGCUUUGUUGGACCUUAAUUAUGAGAAAUAUGGGGGUUUUACUGAAAAAGCACUUACAGUUUGUGUCAUAUUUGCCAACGCUAACAGCUGCCUCAACCCGUUUCUUUACACCUUCAUGGGGAAGGACUUUAAGAAGCAGUGUUACUCAGUUCUGACCAAGAUUGAGAACGCAAUCCGGGAGGAUGAGAGCCAAUACAGACAACGAGGCUCCACGGUCACCAACUCUGGAGAAACCAACCUUUCAACCAGUGUUCACUGAGUGACUGUUAAAAGAUUAUUUUAUAAAGGCUUAUUCCAACAAGCAUCAGUUCUAAUAUAAGCUUCUUGGCCAUGUUCCCUUUGAAGAGACAGUACCGUGUUAAAUACAGUGUUACACAAGCCAGAAUACGUUUUAUAUUUGACAUUCUUCAAAGUAGCACCUCUUGCUUAGAUGACCGCUUUGUACAUUUUAGCAUUUUCUCAGUCAAGGCUUAAUUUUUUGCCUUAUUUAAUGUGUUUGAGAGCAGCAGUUUUAAAGUUGUGAAGAGGUAGAGUUGGUAAGACACAGUGAUUAGCUCUAUUUCAGUAAUGUUCUAAUCCACAUUAUAGAGCUAAAAAAAAUACUUAAAAAAAUGAACGUCAGUCAACCUGAAAAACUUCAAGAGCUUUCAAAGUAUCCUCAAGUGCAGUCACCAUCAUCAAAUCAUCAGAUCAGCAGAUCAUCAAAAACGUUAUGAUGAAACUGGCCCUCAUCAGGACCACCUCAGCAAAGGAAGAGCAAGAGUUUCCUCUGUUGUACAGGAUAAGUCAUCAGAGUUUUCAGCUUUAGAAACCACAAGUUAACAGCUUCACACCUAAAUGCUUCUUCACAGAGUAGUUUGGUUUGUUUAACACUUUUAAGUUACUACAUUCCUUAUGUGUUCCUUCAUAGUCUGGAUGACUUUAGUAUUCACUUAUAAUUAGGGGGGAAAUAUCCAAACUUUUGACUGUGCUGAAUAUAUAUAGAGUGAUUAACAACCAUUAAAUGCAGUGCUUUAUAAUUACUUAAAGUACAGAGCUAAGGGAUUAGUACAGCUGCCUAUGAAACAGUCACGUGUAGGAUUUACUUACAGUAUUUACAUAUGGUUUGUGUCUUGUUGGUCACUCUGUUACCGUUUAUUGUUUCCACUGGAGCCAAAAUGCAGCCAGACAUACAACUUAAAAAGAGGGGUAUGCAGCCUUAGUGACGCAUAGGGGCGCUGCACUAAAGGGGGCCCCAAAUGAAAGCCCCAAAUAUUUUUUUUCUCAGGAGAAACAGCCAAUCAGCUUGCUGGUUUUGCGGAGCGCGGUGGGCUAGUAAUGACAGAACGUAUCUCUUCCACCCCCUCCCGCAUACACCACAAACAGAACGUGUUGUGUUGCCAGAUCCCGCUUAAAAAGUCCACACUAAACUUUUUUUCCCGAGAGACAGGUUAAAGCUUGACGAGAAAUAUCGUCACGUUUAAUCUCGCGAGAUCUCGUGCCACGAGAUCUCAUCACACCCCUAGUAAUCACAGAGUGAGGAGGACUGUAAAAGAGGAUGUGCUUUUCUAUUGCAAAAACUAAAGCCAUCACAAGAUCUACACGUCUGUGGUAAACUGAUUUACUGAAAAGUCAGUCCCUCAUGGUACAUAGGAAAAUCCCCUGCAGCUGUACAGAUCUGUACUGAAGCAGCUGACAGAGCUGGGGCUUUUACUGCUCAUGAUUCACUAACUGAGUUUGUGACAUUUACUGCAGGUCUUACGAUGUCUUUAGUUCUCACAGUUAAACAGCUUUAAGAGUUUUUACUCAGAUUUUAAUCAGUUAAUACAUUUUGCUCUCAUCAACUGUUGCACAGUGACUUGCAAAAGUAUUCGGCCCCCUUGAACUUUUUAAGCUUUUGCCACAUUUCAGGUUUCAAAUAU
Messenger RNA from Astyanax mexicanus (Mexican tetra), 2676 nucleotides. RefSeq names its product chemerin-like receptor 1. Gene Ontology annotation, molecular function: complement receptor activity; G protein-coupled receptor activity. Lineage: Eukaryota; Metazoa; Chordata; Actinopteri; Characiformes; Acestrorhamphidae. Gene Ontology annotation, biological process: chemotaxis; phospholipase C-activating G protein-coupled receptor signaling pathway; positive regulation of macrophage chemotaxis. The record is from RefSeq and is a predicted model, not a curated record. Gene Ontology annotation, cellular component: plasma membrane. The coding region runs from base 6 to 1034 and encodes 342 amino acids. The transcript has a single exon.